AUGCUUAUUCAUGGCGUUUUGCACGUUGAUGCACGCAUUACGUCAGUACGCACGUCAGAUUACGAACACAUGUCACGACGCAUGCACACAGGCAUCCAGCGCGGCACAGCAAAUGGGAAUCGCUUCACACAAAUGAGGUAAGUUAUACAUUUAAUGUUUAGUAUAUAUUUGCACUGUAUGACACUGUCAUUAUCUUGAUAAAGACCCUGAAGGGUCGAAACGUUGAUGUAAAGGUGGGGAUUAUUUUUUGAAAUAUAAUUGGAAAACCGAGAGAGUGCUCCUGUCUUUACUUUGUUUAUAUGCUCUGCAAGGAAGCAAUUUAUUUAUUGAUUAUUUUUAUUAUAUAUAUAUAUAUAUAUAUGUAUAUAUAUAUGCCAAUAGAUAUAAUACACGUGGGAUACAGCUGCUAAACCUAAAAUACAAUUAAAAAAAAAUAGCAUAAUACAGCUGAUGGAUAUAUAAUAAUCCCUGCAUCAACGGUACUGUGCUAUGUUCUUUUUUUAAUUAUAUUUUAGGUUUAGCUGCUUACUCCCAUGUGUAUUAUAUCUAUUGGCUUGUUUAGACGUAACACUACUUGGGAGGUGUUUGGUGGAAAGCUGUUCUUUAUUUAUUGAUAAGUAUAUGCUAUUUAUUCUUUUGUUCUUUGUUAUUUAUAUAUAUAUAAUUAUACAGAAAAAUAUUAAAAUACACUUUUAAUAAUGAUUUUUGUAUGUGCAUAUAAAAGUACUUAGAUCAUAUUUAAAGUACUUUUAUUUACUUUUUAAAACUUUUGUGCAGGAAUUAGGGGGACUGCCUGAGAGCUCAGCUGCAGUAGCCUGCUAUUCCGGCCAUGUGAUAGCGAGGACCCCGUGAUCCAUGACCCAGGAGAGCUGGAUCGGGCAGGGGGGGGGGCCUGCUUUAGCUCCCAGGCAGUCCCCAAGAUCGCGAUCAGGUAAGUGGGAUAUUUUACUAAUGGACGUACCAGGUACGUCCGCGGCCGUUAACGGAUGUUUUUUGUCAGAGGUAUCUGGUAUGUCCAUGGUAAGGAAGGGGUUAAAGGUAAACUCCCUCGGCGCUGGCUCCAACUCCACCCCACGCUCGCAUUAGGAUAGGACUUCCUUCAUGGGAAAGCAUUAUACAGUGCUUUCAUAUGGGGUUUCGGGUGACGCUGGAUGUCCUCAUACAUAGCGUGAGGACGUCCAGCCUCAGGCAACUAAAAGUCUGGUAGACAGCCUCUAGAGUUGGAGUUAACCAUCAACGGUAAUUGUUACAGUUUAUUGAAAACUGCAAUGAUUACCUUGGCAGGGAUUAGGGACCUGGGGCACUGCACCCAGACCACUUCAAUGAGCUAAAGUGGUCUUGGCGCCUAUAGUGUCCCUUUAAGUGGAACUGCUGAAUAAACUCAUCCUUUCUGUAUAACCUAAUGAAAAAAACUUAAGCUAAAUAAUUGUGGAUUAGUGGAAUUGCUAACACCCUAGUACCACAGGGUUUAUAUUUUGUGUCCCUAAUUUUCUUUAAAAAUCAGUCUUCCUCUAUUGCCAAGUUACUUCCAGAUUUACACGUCUUGCAGUGGUAUUUGAUUAAUAUUGACUUUUCUAGUUUGUGUGUUGGGGAACUGCUCAUACAUUAAGCUGCUCAUAUAUUAAAAUGGCACACAAACCUGUAUUAUUAAUGCCAUGAGUGCCCUAUUUGCAGGUUUGUUUUAGGUUCCAAUCCCCUCCCUCAUCCUUUUUACUUUUCUUUAUUCCAGUAUCGAGACUUCCUCGGCGCAGUCAGCCACUCCACCUCCUGUGACAUCAUCCAGCUCUCGAGCCUAUGGCCAAAAUAAUGUGCAUGCACAGUGAAAGCUGCGCAUUCAUUCAAAUGCUUCACAUAGGAAAGGAUUGAAUUCGAUGAAUUUUUCUAUGAGCGUCCACUUCUUGUGAUUGAGUUUUUGAUUCUUUGGUCCUUUAAACUAAAUCCUUGGCAAUAGGAGCAUAUGCUAUGUUCAUGAAAUUGGGUUCUUUGCUUAAAGACAACUAUGUGGUUAUAUCAGAGAUCAGAAUUUCAGGUCAUUUACUACUAACUGGUCCUAAAAGCUACUUGCCGUGGCAUGUGACCACUGGAAAUAGACAGGACAACCAUACCCACAGCCACCCUCACCCCAAAUGACUCGUACACCAUCAUCUGAGAAUCUACUAACUGCGCAGUUUAAUUUGGCAGAGUUAUAGAACAUCCUGGAAAAACAAAGUUAAAUAGUUUACUAAAGUUCCCAUCCGGUGCUUCCCUAUAUCCGCCUGGCACGUGUACCCAAUAACUGCUGAGUGCAGAAUACACCCUGUCCUUUGGGCAGGUGCCAAGGUCACCAUCUGACAUAAAAUGGAAGUGUCUAAUAGACCAUCUUUCAUUCUGUACCAUGAGACCUUGCAUGUUCGUAGCUCUGAUCUUGGCUGGUAAGUUCUGUGUUUCAAUGUUUAAUGUGCUUCAUCUAUGAUGCAUAGGGAAACAAUGAAGCAGGAAUCAGCAUGAUUUUAGGAUCUGUGUACAGGGGUCAGAGAGUUUCCUCAGAAUCUCUGGGAGGGAUACAGUGUUUCUCAUUAAGAGUUCAAGAAAUCCAUUCUGUUGAGGGUACUUUAAGUCUGGAAUUAAGGAGAUUUUGCAGGACUUGCAUCGUUUUUUGCAGAAAGCAUUGAAAUAAAAUGUUUUUAAAAAUAAAACCCUCUCACUAAUCCAGUAAAUGUUAAUUGAUCUUGUUUACUAACCCGAAUUGUCAAAGCUUUGUGUAUAGUAAUUGCCAAUAAUGAACAAUUUGCAACAUUUUGGUCAAAAAGCACUUUUUCUAAUAAUUUAAUUGAAUAGUAUCUAAUGAUAGUCAUUUAAUGGAUUUGUUAAAUUUUAAUUAGGCCAUUCCAUCAUGUUAAUUCACUUUUAACUUUCACUUUCUUUCAGACAACUUCACUUUUAUUUUCCCUUCUUCUAACUUGACAGCUCUUUCUAAGUAUCAUCCUAAAUACAUGGAUGGUACUGGUUUCCGAUGUGUAAAAUAAAACAUACAAAUACAAUUAUUCAUGCAGCGCUGCACAAUAUGAAGGAAAACAAAUAUUUAAAGGGACACUCCACCAUUUAAAUACAAAAUAAAUAAAAAUCACUGUUUAGUAGAUAUAACCCACUGAAGAUGUUGCUGCAUGAAGAAAGUGAUUUUAUUCCUAAAUGGAAGAGAAUUGAGCAAUGAGACUACAUUGAUCUAUAUACCAAAAUUACUUCAUUAAAGGGACACUCUACUGCCCAAAUACAAAAUAAAUAAAAAUCACUGUUGUAAGUAGAUAUACCCCAAACGAUAACUUGCAUGCAUCUAAAUAUGCAUUUUUUUAAUUGGAGUUAUAUCUAAAAACAGCUUGCAAAAACUGCAGCUCUCUUCUCUGCUGCCUUUGCAAGCCCUCUUUUACUAACCCUGCCCAGACUGUCUGUGGCUGUCCUAUCACAAACUUCUCAAUACAGCUCAAUGAGAAGUCUUUGCAAAGAAGGUGCUCUGGACAAUUGCUGCCUCUGCAACUAAGCUAAUCAAACCAGGAAGUAACAGGACUUGUUAUCUGAUUGAUAGCUAGGGGUAUGUCACUAGUAUCAUUUAUAAAAGUGUCAAUUUCUAAUGAAAUCUGUACUUUUUUCAAAAUGAAAAAAUAGGACACACUCUUCACACAUAAAGCUUUUUAGCAAGCUAAAGUGCUCUAUGGGUCUGGAGUGUCUCUUUAAUUUUAACAAAAUAUGUAUGACAUACGGGAAUAGUACUAGAAGGUCUUGCCCAAACAAGCUCAUAAUCUAAAGGACAUACAAAAUGGGAAUUUAACCAGGGAUUGGCCAUGUGUUGUUCAGUUAAGUUAUUUUAAGGAAUAGUUUUCAAUCCACUGAUUCACUAUAAAUAUUGUGGAUGCUUUUCUUGUGUAAAUUCAAUAGACAAUUAAAGUGUUGGUUCUUUAAACGAGAGAAAUCUCAAUGUAUCUUUCGUGGUAAAAUAUUUUAUAAAUAAAAAAAAAUUUGUAGAGGCUGUCAGGGGAGAUAAUUGCCUAAAAAUUCUACAUCAUAAAUUUAAAAUAAAAAAUAAAUACAGGGUGCAAAAACUCCAGCCCAACAAUAUUUAGCAAAAUAGAGUGCAAUCACUGAAGGGAUUAUUAAUCCAUAAAACAGACCAUUCAGUCGACUUUUCGAUUCUCUUACACACUUUUGUCAAGAUAAAUAUAUAUAUAUAUAAAUGUAUUGAUAAUGGAUUUCUUGUCAAAUGCAUUAUUGUGUAAAGGAAAGUAGUUAUUUUUUUAUUUUUUUGCCAAGAUGUUAGGAAGAACUGUGAUGUAUCUACUCUGCUUCUUUGUCUUUGCUCCUUCUCUCAUUUAUCUAUACAGUAAUUUCCAUAAUAGGCUGUGCAUUUAUGUGUUUUAUGUGAAUAUUUUUAUAUAUCUUUUCUAUGAAUCCAGACAGCAGAGCAGAAUCAGAACCUUUGCCGACAGGCAACAGUAACUGACCACAACAACAGAAAAAGUAAUACUUCUUAUAUCUCGGAAUGAUAGAAAAACUCACACACACACACACAACCCCCAUACCUUUUCUCCCUUGUAUCUCAGUUCUCUGCAAAGAGCUCUAUUUCCUUGGUACAGCCGACUGCGCCAAAAUUGAUUCAUUGGUGAGGAAGGGACAUGUCUUAUUACAGAUUUAUUUUAAAAAUAUGUUUGCAAACCAUACUACAUGAUUAAAUUAAAUGCUCUAUAAUGCAAGCCUGUACGUACUAUGACCGGUAUACUUUAAAAAAACAGACUUGCACUCAACAUGUAGUACCUAUCCUUGGGACCAACUGCAGUGUGAUUUAUUAAACCAUCUAUAAUAAAAUAUAUACUUUCUCGCCACUAGAUGGUGCUAUAUGUAUUUUCAUUUUUGAAUGUCUCAGGAAUCUUCCAGUCUCUAGAAGUGUAUUAGUUGGGUAAACAGAAUGUUUGCCUUUCAUGCAUGAUUUAUGUGUUGUUUAUCCUAAUUUACACAGUUAUACAUUAUACACGUUAUACAAGUAGAGAUAUGUACGUGUGUGUGUAUAUAUAUUGGCCUGUAUGUGGCUGAUGAACAUUGACACAUUGAUAUAUAGAGAGUAGAACAUUUUCUGCACAAUUUUCAAAUUUCAUUUUUGAAUAGAUUAAUAUUAAUUGGCACUUGAAGUGUACAUUAAGAAUAUGAUUUCUAUUAGUUUUUUGUUUUCUUUUUCAAACUCAGUACUCAUAUAUAAUUAAUGAUAUAUGGACCCAAGUCUUAAAUUAAUUGUACUCUUCCACAUGACAUGUAAUUGAAGUAAAAGCCACUGAUGAGCCUCUGAUUGCUAUCUGAGCAGACAGAGCUUCCUAUUCUAUAUUUGUUCCCACCAGGAAUGGCUCUGGUUCUGGAGUCCUAGGGAACAGAAAGUCGCAUUCAGAAUAAAGGACAACUCCAGGCACCAUAACAACUUUGUACUAUAAAAACUAUAUUGUGAUAAAGAGGUCCCAGGCGCUAGCUUACUUUAAGGUGUUAAACCACUAAUAAAAAGUACUCAAACUGGCAUCCGAUCCCUUUGCCCCUGUAUCUCCACUCAAUCAUAAAGCCACUAGAUUCCCGUUGAGAAAAGAAAGUGAGAAAGAUGCCUACCUUUUUUCACUCUCUCUGUUCAGAGACAGAGGUCACUGAGUGGCAAUACAGGGGCAGAUCGAUUCAGCGGCAGCUUGAAGACUGUGAAGUUAAACUGUUCAGUAACCUUAAACCCCUUCAUGUAAGCUGGUGCCUGGGCACUCCUCGCACCAUAAUAACUUUAUUGAGAUGAAAAUCUGUAUCAAAGUACUUGAAUGUUAUUUAUUUAUUUUUUUAACUGUUCAUGUUCAAACAUUUAAUUAAUUUCCUCCCCUCCUCUCUUCUUCAGUCUGGGUGGUCUCCAUCCAGCCACAGCGUAGAAGCGUGCCGCAGUUCGAGCGUAUAAUAAGAUGCACUAUACCUGGCAGCAAUCCCAUCCUUGAUUAUAACAAUUAUGGAUGUUAUUGUGGGUUUGGAGGUUCUGGCACACCUGUGGAUGAUCUGGACAUGUAAGUUCUUUAAAAAACACUGUCUUUGUACUAGGACUGGAUCUAAUCUGAUUUUUAUGUUCUGCUAAUUCAGCUUAAAUCAUACACAGGAGGCUGCUGUAGACAGGCAAAUAACAGCAAAAGAGAUGAAAACUUCUCAAACAUACUGUGCAAUAAGGAAAGCUUAAAAAAAAAUCUGUAAGUACACAGGGACGCUAUGUGAGCCUCAGCCACGGGAGAUGUGGCUAUAACUGCAUGGAGGAAGUAAUUUAAUCCUAGAUGGAAGAGAAUUGAGCAAUGAGACUACAGUGAUCUAUAUACCAGAAUCACUUCAUUAGUGGGACAUUCCACUGCCCAAAUAAAAAAAUAAAUAAAAAGCAUUGUUUAGUAGCUAUACUUUUAUAAUAUAUUUUUUCAUUGGAGUUAUAUCUAAAAACAGCUUGCAAAAAACGGAAGAUCUCGUCUGCUGCCUUUCCCAUCCCUCCCCUUCUAACCCCGCCCAGAAUUUCUGUGACUUUCCAAUCACAGACUUCCCAAUGCAGCUCAAUGAGAAGUCUUUGCAAGGCAGGUGCUCUGGGUAAUUGCUGCUCUUGCUCUUGAGUUCAAUGGAAAUGAGCUAAUCAAACCAGGAACUAACAGGACCAGUUGUCUGCAUGAAAAACCAGACAGGCCCGGACUGGCCAUUAGGCAAAUGCCUGGUUUCUUUUCCUGACACUAUAGUGAUCCUUUAAAAAAAAAAAAAAAGUUUAUAUCCCCUCCUCCUUGAGACCUACCUUUUGCCAGGAAGGGGGGAAUUCAGAUCCUGGCUGGUACAGUGGGAGAAUCAUUUUGUCUGUACCCCCAGUGGGCAUCCUGGGGCCGUGGAUGAGAUCCACAACCCCUGGAUGCCCACUGGGGGUACAGACAAAAUUAUUCUCCCACUGUACCAGCCAGGAUAUGAAUUCUCCCCUUCCUGGCAAAAUGUAGGUCUCAAGGAGGGGGGAAUAAACUUUUUUUUUUUUUUUUUAAAGGAUCACUAUAGUGUCAGGAAAACAAACUUGUUUUCCUGACCUUAUAUAACCCUUAGGUACCCCCCUCACUCAGGGCCCCUCUCUAAAACCCCUCUCUAAAACCCCUUCAGCCACUUACCUCGGCGCUGGUGACCUUACCUCCCACUCUGACGUCAGCUCCCGGCCAGAGCCACGCGCACAUUAAAAACGCCUAUAGGAAAGCAUUUCUCAAUGCUUUCCUAUGGACUUUCUGCACGUAGAAUGCGAUUUUCGCAUUCAACGUUUCAGAAGCGCCUCUAGUGGCUGUUAGUAAGACAGCCACUAGAGGCUGGAUUAACCCUGCAAUGUAAACAUAGCAGUUUCUCUGAAACUGCUAUGUUUACAUCUGAAGGGUUAAAACCUGUGGGACCUGGCACCCAGACCACUUAAUUGAGCUGAAGUGGUCUGGGUGACUAUAGUGGUCCUUUAAGUAAUAAUUUUUCCUCCAUAUAUUUCACUCCCCCAUCCCACAUCACGGUUCAUAUCCCCCACUACUGUACUUACCCAUUAAGACAUCCCCCAUCAUGGCGCCUAUACCCCACAUCAAAGACCCCAUCCCCUACAUUACAGUUCCUGUACUGCCCCUAUCCCCAACACAGUCCCAUUAUCACAGCGCCUUUUCCUCACAUUUCAGCUCAUAUUUCCUUAUCACAUACCCUAUUCCCCAGCACAGCCCCUCUAAGUUUCUCUCCCCCACUACAGCCCCUGACCUAACACAGCCCUAUCCCCCUACACAUCACAGCCACUAUCCACUGCAUAUACUGCAGCAUAUACAGUAUCUCACAAAAGUACACCCCUCACAUUUACGUAAAUAUUGUCUCAUAUCUUUUCAUGUGACAACACUGAAGAAAUUACACUUUGCAAUGUAAAGUAGUAAGUGUACAGCCUGUAUAACAGUGUAAGUUUGCUGUCCCCUCAAAAUAACUCAACACACUGCUAUUAAUGUCUAAACCAUUGGCAACAAAAGUGAGUACAACGCUAAGUGGAACUGUCCAAAUUGGGCCCAAUUGGCCAUUUUCCCUCCCCGGUGUCAUGUGACUCGUUAGUGUUACAAGGUCUCAGGUGUGAAUAGGGAGCAGGUGUGUUAAAUUUGAUGUUAUCACUCUCACACUCUAUCAUACUGGUCACUGGAAGUUCAAUAUGGCACCUCAUGGCAAGGAACUCUUUGAGGUUUUGAAAAAAGAAUUGUUGCUCUACAUAAGAUGACCUAGGCUAUAAGAAGAUUGCCAAGCCCCUGGAACUGAGCUGCAGCACGGUGCUCUCCCUCCCCAGCCCCUUUGACUCUCCCCCAGCUCAUUUGGCUCUUCCCCAGCUCCUUUGUCUUUUCCUCCAGCCCAUUUGAGUCUUUGUCAUUCCCCCAGCCCUGCUGCAUACCUCUGUCUCCCCUUAGCCCUCCUGUGUGUUUCUGUCCCCCCCAUAGAUCCACUGUGUGCCUCUGCCUGCUCCACCUCCCCCCCCCCACACACACACACAUCCCCCUGUGUGCCUCUGUCUGCACCUCAACAGUUCUACUGUUUGUCUCUUUGUCCCCUCUCCCCAUGGUAGCUCACUUCUCUCCAUAUAGCUUGGCCGAACCAUAGACUGCAGUGGAGGUUCUUCUAUUUUGUCUACACGGUCUGACAGGAACAUAUUCUGUGCUCUCAGUGAGCAGUUGCCCUCAAACCAGAUAGAGGAUACAGAACAUCUUCUACUGCGGCUCAGCCAUGCUACAUGCAGUGAGGGGAGGAGUGUGCAUUGCGCUCCCCUCCUGAGUCAUCUGGACACUGUAUCCCCGGGCCAGUGUGCCCUAGGCGGCUGCCUAAUUCGCUAGUGGUUGCGUGGGCCCUGCACUGGCAUACCUACUUUGGGAAGUGUGCAUGACAAUGCUGAUGACACAACACACCCCUCUCUGAUCCAGCCUCCACCAGUAUUGGGCUGCUCUGCCUUUAAAUGCCCAGGCCCCAUUUUUGUCUCAGUCUGGCUCUGGUUGCAGGUAUCUGACUUUUAGUAGUGUGUGUUUGGUAAAAUGUGUUUUUGGAAAGCAACUUUAGGUGCUGAAACAACCAGCUUUGCUGGCAUGGUCUAUAUGUCGUAAUUAUGUUAUAUUUCAUGGCCAAACAUAUGACCAUCUAUUUCUCAUGAACACUUUUUUUGGCCUUCAACCAAUGUUUUUUUAAACCUUUCCAGCAUAUCUUGCCUGGAUCAUGAAAUAUGGGUGCCCUCCAUUAUAUUCAGCAAACCUUGUGAACCCAAGAUCUGUCUUUACUCUUAAUAAUUCUAAAUUACGUUUCUAUUUUAUUCUAUUCUGAUGUGGAAUUUUAUCACCUUCUCAGACUUUUAUUUAUUUUGUUUAUAAUUGGUCUCUAAGGUGCUGUAAAAUACACGACGACUGCUAUGGUGACUACAGUGAUGCGGGCUGUUGGUUUUACUUUGAUCCCUACUUGAUGUUUUAUUCCUACUCUUGUAAGGAUAAAAAUGUGACCUGCAGCAGUAAGUAAAUUAUCAAGACCUCUGUGAGACAGUUAUACAUGUGAUGUAAUUAAUGACAUCGGACUGGUGAGACCUCACUUGGAGUAUUGUACGCAGUACUGGGCACUGUAUCUCCAGAAGGAUAUUGAUACUUUAAAAAGAGUUCAGAGAAGGGCUACUAAACUGGUUCAUGGAUUGCCGGAUAAAACUUACCAGGAAAUGUUAAAGGAUCUUAACAUGUAUAAGCAUGGAGGAAAGAUGAGACAGGAGGGAUAUGAUAGAAACAUUUAAAUACGUAAAGGAAAUCAACACAGUAAAGGAGGAGACUAUAUUUAAAAGAAGAAAAACUACCACAACAAGAGAACAUAGUCUUAAAUUAGAGGGGCAAAGGUUUAUAAAUAAUAUCAGGAAGCAUUAUUUUAGGUAGUGGAUGCAUGGCAUAGCCUUCCAGCUGAAGUGGUAGAAGUUAACAAAGUGAGGGGGUUUAAGAAUAUGUGGUAUGGGCAUAAGGGUAUUCUAGACUCAAGAGACUAAUGCAAGUAUUAAGAAAAUUGGGCAGACUAGAUGGGGCGAAUGGCUAUUAUCUGCCGUCACAUUCUACGUUUCUAUCGUAAUGGUCAAUGUUUUUGCGUCACGAUUGGUGGUUUAACACACACAUCUACGUGGGCUCCACCAUGUGCUUUUACCAACCCCGUCCACUAGUUUACAGGCCUUAUCUCAACCACUUAGUCAUGUAUUAGACCCAUUGCUACUAUAAUACAUAUUACUUUUUGCUUAGCAUUCCAUAAUUCUGUCUUUUUGUCUAAUCCAGCUCAUGGAGUUUAGCUAGCCUGCUAGGGAUUACACUUGGGCCCCCCCAAAAAAUUUCGUUUAGUCCUAAUACAUUUGUAUGAAAAAAAAAAAAGUGUUUUUUUUCUAAUUUUAUCCAUUAGCUCAUUGGUUUUGGAUUGAAUUCAACCAUUAUUUUGGUCUCUGAAUUUCAUUUGUAUGAAUAAAAUUCUGCAAUGCAUACCGCAGGUGCAUUUUGCAGAUUACUCUGUAAAUUGUUAUCCUUUUGGGAUUGUCAUAUUUUAAUGGAGCGGCUUAGUAAACCGCUCCCUUAUUUGGUAUCUGUAUGGCAAUCCUACAUAAGGAUUAGGUAGCUAUAUACUCAGUAAAGUAGGUUAAAAGACUAAAAUCAAGAAAAGGAAGGUUUUCAUUUUCAUUUUGACCUUUCAGCUUCUUACCAAGUUAAAAAAAAAAAAAUGGUAUUAAUAAUUUCAGGGAGGUUUAACACCUCCCUCAUACCCCAACCCACCAUGUCGUGGUUAGUGGCAUGUAUACUAAACAGCGAGCAACCAGUGGCUUCUUACUAGGGCCGGACUGGCCCACCGGGAUACCGGGAAAUUUCCCGGUGGGCCGUCAGCACCUGGGGUCGGGCAGGCUCCCCCAUGCGGCCGACAUCAGAGCUCCCCCUGUGGCCGCCAGCACACAGGUAGCAAUUAUCUGGGUCUGUCUGUCAUUGUGUGUGUGUGUCAAUGUCUGUCAUGGUGUCUGUCUGUGUCAUUGUGUGUGUCUGUCAUGGUGUGUGUGUGUUUCUGUCUGUGUCAUGGUGUGUGUGUGUGUGCCUGUUGUGUCAUGCAAUGUGUGUGUGUGUGUCAUGUAAUGUGUGUCUGUCUAUGUCACGGUCUGUCUGUGUCAUGGUGUGUGUGUGUGUCUGUAUGUCCUGGUGUGCAUGUGUCUGUGUCACGGUCUCUCUGUGUCAUGGUCUGUGUGUGUCUGUAUCAUGUAAUGAAUGUCUGUGUCACGGCGUGGAUGUGUCUGUGUCACGGUCUGUCUGUGUUAUGAUGUCUUUUUUAAGGUAUGUGUCUGUCAUGGUAUGUGUGUGUGUCUCUGUCAUGGUGUGUGUCUGUGUCACGGUGUGUGUCUGUCAUGGUAUGUGUGUGUUUAUGUGUUUUUACUCACCUUUUUUUUUCCCCCACGUCGUGCUGGUCUCUCCUCGACUGGCCCUGCUUUUAUGGCUGAGAUCAUCAAGCUUGAUGAUCUCAGCCAAUCCGCACUGACACAGGAUGCACCUCUAGUGACCGUCUGAGUGUCUGUCACUAGGAAGCAAUGUUAAUACUGCAUUUUCUCUAAAAAGUCAGUGUUUACAUUGAAAAGCCUUCAGGGACAGGCUAUAGACACCAGAACCACUACAUUAAGCUGUGUGUGUGUGUGUGCGCGCACCUGCUAGUGAGUGGGCUGGCUUGUGUGUGUGUGUGUGUGUGUGUGUGUGCCUGCUACUGAGUGAGCUUGUGUUUUUAUGUCAAUGACAUUAUGUAUAUCAGUGAGAUUGUUUGUCUAUGAGGCUCUGUAUCCAUCCGCAAAAUUUUACUCUGAAAGGACCAAUAUUUUAUAUUGGAAAAAGCAAAAUAAAUAUAUAUAUAUAUAUAUAUAUAUAUAUCUAUAUCAAUCAUCUAAGACAUAGCCUUACAUAUUACAUGCGACAAUAUAUGGCGCAAUGACUUAUGGGGCUGGCAUAGAUUUUUUUCCAGGGCUGCUUUGGAAUCCCCAGUCCGGCCCUGCUUCUUACUGUCAUAAAAGACUAGCGACUGGCCAGCUACUGCUUCCCAGUUGCUAAUCCAAUAAAGUAAGACCUGGUACAAGUCCCUGUGCAUCCGUUGUGGGGCACCUAAUAAACAGGGAUGGGGACAAUUAAAAUAAACAGGUGGGACGGAGGGUUGUGUUUUUUAACUCGUGGCUAGUGGGAGUGGGUUCUAAAUAAUAAAGGGAGGGUGGAACUACUAUCCCCCCUUGCACCCCUACCCACUGGUGGCAGGUUAAAGUUGUAAAUAAUAAAGGGGAAUGUCUUCUUUUCAGCACAAGCCCCAUGAAAGGCCAAAUAAAAAUCCCACCCGCUGCACAUUGUAGGGGCUACGGGAACAAAGAUAUGUCUUAUCUCUUUCUAUACUCAUAGUCCCCACCCACAGGCCAUUGGGGUGCAGGGGUUGGACAGUAACAUGUUCACAUACCAAUAUUAAUAUUUACCCACACCCAAUGCACAGGCAUGGGGACCAGUACUAGGUUUCUCUAUGGUAAUUUACUUUGCCAAAGAGUUGCCCAGUCUUUAAGUAAUGGUUAGCAGUCAAUGGCAGACAAACACACCAAUACACAUUUCCAGACACUACCAGAACAUACAGAUUCAUUAGCCACCCUACUGGUUUUCUACUUUUCUGCUGCAGGAGGGUGGUUUUUCUAGGGUCUAGUGAGGAAAGUUCAGGUACUGGUUUCCAGUUUAUCUUGCCUUGUCAAACAGAAUUGUUUGUGCUGGGAAGUAAAGGUAUGAAAUCACAUCCUCCAAGCACUGCUGCAGAUGGCUAAGAAUGCAGUCCAGUUGUUCAAAAUAUUCUCUCUUAAACCAGAAUUGCGCCCUUGCAGGCCCCCUGGGCAAGUGGGUUGCUCCCUGCCACACUCACUGUGCCCACUUAAUGGCAUUCCUGAACGCAAACAUUGUGUCUAAGCCUUGGUUCAAAGUCUAUUGGUAAAAGUGGUAACUUGGUUUAAAGCGAAAUUAGGACACAACACCAGCUUAAUUCUAGUGUUUCCAAAGACCCCUUGGUCACAUUGAGUUUAGCAGCAGAAAAUGGCAUAAAUCAAUGUUAGUGAGUUAUUAUGAUUCUUUGAUACAAAUAACUCAUUUUAGUUGCAUUUAAGCUCCUCUGUUUUUAUUGAUUUGACAACUUUCACCAUAGCUCUCUUUUUCUCUGCACUGGUGUUUCCCCUCUCUACAUUCCUCCCAGUGUUCCUUAUCCAACUCCCACUAGAGAGGAUGUCCCCGGCCUUUAUUCAUGGCUCUCCAAAAGCACUGAGCCCCCUUAGUGGUUCAUUCUCAGAAAUUCAAUGGGAUGUGGGGUCUGAUAUCUUUUAAGGAUUCACAGUUUAUAAUAAGGAAUUUGAUUGAUUAGAAUAUUUUCAAAUAGAAUAGACAUUUAAAAAAAAAAAAAUUACUAUAUCUUUUGUACUACAGACAUUAAAAAGUGCAACACCAUAGAGAGUUUUAUAAUUAAAGGGACACUAUAGUCAACAUAUAAAAGCAAGAAAGGCAGGUCCCUCAGCCUUCCUUCUUGCUUUUAUAUGUACUUUCAUUUAAUAAAAAUUAUUUUCAAAGCGUUUUUAUAUUAAAAACUUACCUCCGUUCCAGCGCCGAUCUCCCCGCAAGGCCACGCCCCCUUUUUCAUCAAAAUGACAAAAUCGCGAGGCUCAAUCAGAAGCUUCUCUCAGACAAGCGUCAUCGCGAUGUGGUGCGCAAGCGCGGCUUUGCGCUGCACCAAUCGUGUUCUUCAUAGAGCGGCAUUGAAUGCCGCCCUAUGAAGACACUCAGCGCUAUACCGCGCAUGUUCACGGUAUGUGCGUUCGCGAGCUGACUCUCAGCUCGCUGUGUGUGCCCGCCCCCUCCUACGGCAACCCUCUUACUUCAAACUUUGUAUGCAAACACUAUAUAUUAAAAUGUCUCUAUAUAUGGUGUUUGCAUACAAACACACACAUAUUGUUAAACAUACACACACACUGUAAAUAAAUAUUGUUAAACACACAUACACACUAUUUCUACUUCUUUCUAUAUAUCUAUAUAUAUUUAUAUCUAUUUCUGUCUAUUUCUUUCAAUCUUUUUAUCUAUCUUUAUCUAUCUAUUUCUAUUUCUUUUUCAUUCGAUCUAUUUUUCUUCUAUCUAUUUCUUUCUAUCUAUGUCUAUCUAUCUAUAUCUAUGUCUAUAUAUUUCUAUCUAUUUGUUUCUGUCUAUCUAUAUUUUUCUAUCUAUUUCUAUCUAUUUCUUUUUCUUUCUAUCUAUUUUUCUUCUAUCUAUUUAUUUCUAUCUAUGUCUAUCUAGCUAUGUCUGUCUAUCUAUCGAUGUAUAUCUAUUUCUUUCUCUCUAUCUAUUUCUAUCUAUCUAUAUAUUUCUAUCUAUUUCUUUCUGUCUAUCUCUGUCUAUUUCGUUCUAUCUUUCUAUCUAUCUAUCUAUCUAUCUAUCGUUCUAUCGUUCUAUCUUUCUAUCUAUCUAUCUAUUUUUCUUCUAUUUUUUUCUUUCUAUCUAUGUCUAUCUAUUUAUCUAUCUAUGUCUAUCUAUCUAUUUCUUUCUGUCUAUUUCUAUCUAUCUGUCUAUUUCUUACUGUCUGUCUGUCUUUCUAUCUAUUAAUCUAUCUAUAUUUUUCUAUUUAUUUUUCUUCUAUCUAUUUUUUUCCAUCUAUGUCUAUCUAUGUAUUUCUUACUAUCUAUCUAUUUAUUUAUUUCUGUCUAUAUAUAUAUAUAUAUCUAUAUCUAUAUAUAUAUAUAUAUAUAGAUAUAGAUAUAUAUACAUAUUUCAAUCUAUCUAUUUCUAUCUAUCACUCUCUAUUUCCAUCUAAUUAUUUAUGUCUGUCUAUCUAUCUAUCUCUAUUUAUUUAUUUCUGUCUAUCUAUAUCUAUUUCUUUCUAUCUAUUUCUAUCUAUCACUCUCUAUUUCCAUCUAAUUAUUUCUGUCUGUCUAUCUAUCUCUAUUUAUUUAUUUCUAUCUAUCUAUCUAUCUAUCUAUCUAUCUAUCUAUAUAUAUAUAUAUAUAUAUUUCUAUCUAUCUAUUUCUUUCUGUCUAUCUCUCUAUUUCUAUCUUUUUUCUAUCUAUUUCUUUUUCUUUCUAUUUUUCUUCUAUUUCUAUCUAUCAUUCUAUCUAUCUAUCUAUGUCUGUCUAUCUAUCUUGUUCUAUCUAUCUAUCUAUCUAUCUAUCUAUGUCUGUCUAUCUAUCUUGUUCUAUCUAUCUAUUUAUUUCUGUCUAUCUAUAUCUAUUUCUUUCUGUCUAUCUAUUUCUAUCUAUAUCUAUUUCUUUCUGUCUAUCGAUUUCUUUCUGUCUAUCGAUUUCUUUCUGUCUAUCUAUUUCUUUCUAUCUAUCUUUUUCUUUCUUUCUAUUUUUAUCUGUCUAUUUCUAUCUAUCUAUUUCUAUCUAUCCCUCUCUAUUUCCAUCUAAUUAUUUCUGUCUUUCUGUCUAUCUAUAUCUAUUUCUUUCCAUCUAUUUCUAUCUAUCACUCUCUAUUUCCAUCUAAUUAUUUCUGUCUAUCUGUCUUUCUCUAUUUAUUUCUAUAUAUAUAUAUAUAUAUAUAUAUAUAUAUAUAUAUUUCUUUCUAUCUAUCUCUAUCCCACCCACACUGUCACCCACACUCACAAUCACUCAGUCACCCACACUCACUCACUCACUCACCCCCACUCACAAUCACUCACCUGCCCACACUCACAGUCACUAACACACACAGUCACCCACCCCCACUCACCCACACAGUCACCGUCUCACCCACACUCACACUGUCUCUCUCACACACUGUCUUUCACACACUGUCUCUCACAGUCUCAGUCACUGUCUCUCUCUCACUCACUGUCUCUGUCACUGUCUCUCAGACUCACUGUCUCUUUCACUCACACACUCACUCUAAAUUUUUUAAAUAAGUGUACUUACAGUUUGAAGUCAGAUCUCUGCAUCCUUCCGCUUUUGUCAGCUCCAGCCGACUCCCAGCGCUGCUGCUGCUGCUUCUGCUGCUUCUGCUUACAGCCUGCAGACAGGAUGCUUGUGCACAGUCAGAGCUGCCCUGCCUGCUGACAGCAGAUCUGAGUGGAUGGAGGCAUAUUAUGCCUCCAUCAACUCCGAAGUCCCUCUGGUUCACUCUGAGUGACUGCAACUGGAGGUGUUCCUAGCUUUCAAUGUAAACACUGUAUUUUCUCAGAAAAUAGUGUUUACAUGAAAAAGGCUGCAGGUAGCUAUAGUUCUCAUCUGAACAACCUCAUUAAGCUGAAGUUGUUCAGGUCACCAUAGUGUCCCUUUAAUGUGAACCUGAUGCCAGAUUUAAAGGAGAAGGUCUAUGAUGGAUAUUUGAUCAAUUAUGAAUAAUAUUGUCUGUUUAUAACUUGACGAACAUGUGUUCUCCUUCCCAAUACAGGUGACAACAAUGAGUGUGGGAUGCAUUUAUGCGAGUGUGAUCGAAAAGCUGCUCUAUGCUUCUCUACAGCAUCCUACAAUGAGACCAACAAAGACCUUGACAAAGACCAGCGCUGUAAAUAACAGAACAGAUACCUGGUAUGAGAGGUCCUGGCCUAAGCAUUAAUAUAUCUAUAUACACCAUCUCUCUAUUCCUAGAAUGCUGUGAUACCAACUAAAAACAGCCCUCUAUCUCUAUAUGAUCUUGAUAUGCUCAGUACCCACAUAUUAUGAGGUAUUACCUUUGCAUUCAUCCUUGAUUUCUGACAAUAUACCUGAACUGUUCCCUCUACUCGGUGUAUGUUGAUGGGCCCUUUAUCCAUUCCUACAGUUUUCUCAUUCUUGGUGUUUGGAUGCCUGCAAUGUUUAUUGUUCGGUACAUUUUUAUAAUCGGC
Pelobates cultripes (western spadefoot toad) is the source of this 16839-nucleotide messenger RNA. The record is from the annotation of a GenBank genome assembly. NCBI's taxonomy places the organism in Eukaryota, Metazoa, Chordata, Amphibia, Anura, Pelobatidae.